This is a messenger RNA of Lingula anatina, 1623 nucleotides long. RefSeq lists its product as uncharacterized. Gene Ontology annotation, biological process: sphingosine metabolic process. The record is from RefSeq and is a predicted model, not a curated record. Gene Ontology annotation, cellular component: endoplasmic reticulum membrane. Gene Ontology annotation, molecular function: sphingosine-1-phosphate phosphatase activity. Lineage: Eukaryota; Metazoa; Brachiopoda; Lingulata; Lingulida; Lingulidae.
CCUUACAGAGUUAGUCACGCUGCAGCAGACCGGCACAUUUCGUUAAAUUUUUUCACUUCUCAUGAAAUAGGAAAUGACCCACUCAUACUUUUGAACAAUCUGCUAGUGUUUAUGCGAAACGGAGUGUGUAUAGAAGUUUGUCAUUACCCUUAAAAGGUUACAUAUGAGAAUCUUUGUCAGAGUUUGUUCGAAACUAAUCGACGAAUAUUAGCUGUCGGAAACAUGGAGAUGAACGAAGACGGGGCCGAGCAUGAGGGGCGGAAAAAAUCAGAUAGCUCGGUCCCAAUGCAGCGGAGGAGAUUUAAUGGUGUAUACCCAGCUCCUAUAGAUAAACUAGGUCCAUUUGGGAGAUGGUUACGCCACACAUUACUGGAUGCUAUACUAGUAGGAACGCCAGUUCUGGUCGCCAUACAGAAAUGCAGAACCCCAUUCAGAGACAAAUUGAUGCAUUUCCUAAGCUUCCUGGGCACAGAAGAUUUCUACACCCCAUUGAUCCUACUUUUUACUUGGGUAAUAGAUAUACGUUUGGGGCGUGUGGUAUGCCUGUUUAUGUCCCUGGUUUUCCAUGUGGCCGGUACACUGAAGAACUUGCUGAGAUUGCCCCGGCCGCCACAUCCUCCUGUGCAAGUCCUUGAACAAGCAUAUGACUGGGCCAUGCCCAGUCUUCAUUCCAUCCUGGGUGUAGUGUUACCCUGGUACAUCUGGAUUUACUGCUAUGUUCACUACCACUUCACCCCACUGAGCCUCAUUGUGUUGUUCUGCAUCAUUGCAUUCUGGUCAUUCUCGGUGAUGUUCAGCAGGUUCUACCUAGGAGUUCACAGUCCAGCAGAUAUAGUGGUUGGGGGGACAGUUGGGGUGCUCCUACUCUCAAUAUUCGUACAAACUGAUGAUUAUUUGGAUCACUACAUUGGAUACGCUCCACAUGUGAUCCUGCAGAGUUUUGUAUUCUUCAUGGUGCUCCUAGCAAUUCAUCCAAGGUCAGAUCCUCCCACACUCUCCUUUGCUGACACGGUAGUCACAGGCAGUGUAGCAUUUGGUGUGGUGGUAGCCAGACAUCGUACCGUGGGUCAACACUCCAUUGUGUCAGCACUCCUAGAGCAGACCACAGACAACACCAGUGUGAACAGUAUUGUUAUCAUGGCACUAGCCAGAAUAUUAAUAGGUUUCCCAGUGGUGUUACUGACACGUUCAAUUGUGAAGUCCGUGGUGCGGUCGUCAAUAUUCCAGAUCUGCCAGUUGUUUCAUAUUCCAGCCUACAGUCACGCUGACUAUGCAAAGAAUAGCGUGCAGUUAACAAAACACUACUGCCCUGGUUUCAAACUACCUCCAGUUUAUCCUGAAAAAGUGAAGAAAACCUCAGAGAUCAAGAAGAAAGAUGCGAAAGAGGAAGAAGAUGAUGAGAACACGCGAGACACAGAGGUGGACAGGGAAGGAGGCACGUCCUCGGUACCAGUGAAGGAAGCGGCUCCUUUUGAUGUGGACAUCCCAACUAAAUUUUUCACUUAUACAGCCAUGACUUGGGUGGCAGCGGAGUGGUGUCAUUAUCUUUUUCACUACAUGAACAUCGUUGCUUGAGCCAUUAUAUAAUUUGAUUGUAACUGAAGGCUACUUGUACACACAUGG